UUAAUAAAACAAAAACUCUUGGCAUCUUCAGAGCAUAAUAAAAUGACCUCUGACCUUCCUCCACAAAAUCAAAACACUAACUUUAAGCUUUUUCCACAUGUGGCCAAUAAGACUGACAUUUUCACACUCUGGUACAGUGGGAAUGAAGAGUCAACAACUGGCACUUCGUCAGUCUUCACUUGAAGAAAGAAAUGACAAAAACAUUACCAACACUGGCAGUGAAGGAUUAGAUAAGACUCAGAAUAGUCAUUGGAUUAACCAAGGAAAUUCUACUUCAAGCUCUGUUUUGAUUGCCUAUCAGGAUAAACUCCCAGUUCAUUUAAAUAAUCUUGAGAGAACUUCAGUAUUGGGCCCAAAGAAUGCACCAGCUGCAGGUCCUACUCAAGAGACCAUGAAAUGCACUGAAAACACUUUGGGUUUUACCAAACUUAGUAGCUCUGACAGAGUCCUACCAGAAAAUAUAUCAGUUCACACUGAGGAGGCCUCACUUCUCCACUCUCUUCUAGGUAGCAUGAAUAUUUUGCAAGAAAAAAAGUCUGGUGCUCUUGCUGAUAAAAUGUCUAGCCUCCUUCAGAAUGAAAAAACAGCUUCCAAUUUAACACUGUCAGGAGGAAGUUCACUGGCCAGCAAAAGAGAAGUAAAAAGUGCUGUAGAGACAGUGCAGUGUUCAAUAUCUGCAUGUCCUGAAUUGGAUCAGCACACUAAAGGCGUUUGUUCUCAGCCAACGGAGAACACUAAAACUUUGAACAACGAGAAGAUACUCAGUACUUCUCACAUAAAUCCUCUUGCUUCAGAAACAGCUGAACUAGGUGUAACUAAUGGUGUAGCUGAGAAUACACCACCACCAGUUGCUACUGGAAACUCAUUUUCUAAAAUGAACAGCUGUACUACUUCUAUGGAAGAGCUAGAAGCAUGUCUUGCUUUGUGGAGAAAGUGUCCUUCAGAAUCUGUGGAUGUUCAAUAUAGUCAGUCAAAUAAAAACAUAGAAUCAAAUAUGAUUUCAUCAUCUUAUGAAGGAUUUCAUGAUCAGAAUACAUGUCGUAUCUUGGAGAACAACCAAACUGCAGUAGCUAAAAGUGACUUAAAUAAAGUUACAAUAAGUACAAAUGAAACAACUCUGUCUUCUACAACUCCUUCUAUUGGGCAAAAACAUGAUACAUUGAGUUCCAACUUGAUCAAGGGUUUUGAACCCCAAGUUGCUGUAGUUUCUCCUUUAAUACUUUCUAAAGAGAGAACUUUAAGUGAACAUCAAGAAAAAAAUACAACGUUUUCUGCUGAAAUAAUUUAUUCAGUGAUUGAAGGAGGUAGUGUAUGUAGUCUACAAGAAGAGAAACAAGAAGAUGUUUCAGUAGUGGCAAAUACCAAUAAAGGGAUAGUGGAAACUACUUACUUACCAUCCAAUAAAUGUAUUCCAAUACAGAAAGUGGAUUCAGAUAUGCAGUACACCAAAUCAGCUAAUGGAAACAAAAUAGUAAAAGAUGCUGUAAAUUCAAACUACUCAUAUGAUGUAAACAAAAGAAAAGCUGAUCAGCUUGCACAAGAAGCGAAAAAAACUAACAUGCAGCUCAGUUUACAAAACAAAACUUCUUUGCUGAAAACAAGCACAAAUGGUUCUAGUCUAAUGUCUCAAGAUGAUCUAACAAAGAAUAAAGAUUGUGAGGACUUUGUAGAACCAGAGGGCGCUACCACCAUUGUGUCAGAGGAUGACAUGUUACAGAUUUCCAGCGUAUGUUCACUUGUUGAAAGUGAUGCAUCUUAUAAUUCACAAAUAGCCAAUAUGUUCAGUUCUGUCCCUUUGAUGCAUUUAGAGAAAAAUGGUGCCUUGUUGGAAGAAAAUAUUUCUAGUACAAAGCAUAAAGAACAACAAUUAGACACUUGUAAAGGAGAAUCUGAAAUGAAAACAAAUAUGUUUGAGGGUGAGAGUUUUCUGCUAUUGCAAAAACCUGUGUCUAAAGCAGUUUCCCCAACAAAGCCAUUAGGAGUACCAAGUUUAGAGACGUUUUCAUGUGAUACAAAUGAGUGUAAUAAAAAGAUUUUUGAUGAUGUAAAUGUAAGCAGUUUGGAGGAAGAAAAAAAUGAAGACACUUCUAAAACUGUUUGUAGCUCGGGACAAAAAAUAGUGCAAAAUAUAGUUUCCAGGAAUGGAGAAAACGUUGUUGAUGUUAACCAGGAGUUGAUCAGAAACAGACAAGACCUAUCAUUUAAUGUAAUCGGUGAAACAGAUGUCUAUUCUACUGCAAAGGAAGAAAAUACGCAAGAACGUAUAUUCAAUGAAGAGGAAAAUACAGUGGACAAUGGGAUUAGUGGUAAUAGAGCAGUAUCUGUAACCUUUCUAAAUGAUCAGCUGACUGAACUUUUAGAAGAGUUUCCUUAUGGGAUUGAAGGUACAGAGGUACUAAUGAAAGAGCUGACUAAAAGUGAAGAUUCUGUGGUUGAGACAACAGAGAAUCAAGUUGAAAAAGGAACUCAAGCUUAUAGCAAAAGCUGUGAUCCUAAGGAUCCAAUAAACCAAAUAAAAAUCACAAUACUAAAUUCAGAACAAAUGAAAGAACUGUUCCCUGAACAUAAUCACCAAUCCUGUAACAAAGUCAUGGUGGAAAACACUAAAAAUCAACAACUGGAAAUCAAUUCAUCAGAGAGAGAGACUUUAGAAAGGCAUAUCCAGCCUGAUCAGAAUCUAGGCAUGGAGAGGGAAAAGAGCACACAGGAAACCGCAGUCCCAAAACGAGAUAAAAAAUUUACAUAUUGUUGUUUAAUGGGUUGGUUAGCUGCCGUUUAUGCAGUGCCAGAGUGCUCAUGCAAAUCUCAAGAGGAUGUUGCUUUGGAGAAACAGGAUGGUGGCAAUCAGUGUUCAGAAGCUGAAAACACUGUCUUUAAAGGGAGACAGGAAACAACUAGUAGAACUGGUCUCAUAACAAAGACUAACUGUGCAGUGGAAAACAACCUGCAGCUUCCUGUCAAAUUACAUGAUACAAGCAAAAAUCUUCCCACAUUAGACAAAGAUAGAAAAUGUGCCCAAAAUGCUACAAUAAACAAAGAUAUUAAGCUAAACAAAUCAGCUAGAGCACACCGAGAAAUAAUCAGACCUUUUCAUUCUCCUGAGAAGAGAGAGACUGAUCAAUUCAAAAGAAUACAUGAAUUCCAUGUAUUGACUCCUUCGGAGAAAGAAGUUUGGACUAGUGAAACAGAUUCUCAGAAAUGCACAAGGGAGGAAUUUGCUUCAGGAAAAGUCCAUCAUACAAAUGUAGAACACUUGAUAAUAUCAACAGAGAAAAAAGAAAAAGUCUGCAAGAUGGAAUCUUCUGAAAAAGAUCAAACACGAACAGAAGGGUUGGCCAUGAAAUCCAAGACACAUGUCCACAAUUCAAAAAUUUCAGAAACCAUUGAGGUCAAACAAAAUAAAAUAUAUGAAGAACAUAGAUAUAAAAAACUUGAACAGAGUACAGGUGAAGCACACAGAGUUAAGAGACAUAAUUACACAUUUAGCAAGAAUGGACAAAUUAAAGAGAAGACAAAAUUGCCAACGGAAAUAAAACAUAAGUCUGAUAAUCAUCAUGGAGCCACAAGAAAAUCCCCAAAUGCAAGCUCAAGAAAGUAUGAAUAUUCUCAGCAUAAAUCUAUAAAUGUCCUACCUUCACAGGAAUGUUUAUAUAGACAAAAGCGGAAAGAAAACAUGAUUGGGGAGAGAGACUCCAAAAAACCAAAACUGGAAAGUGAAAGAAUCAAAUAUGAAACGAACACUUUCAAACAUGCAGGAUUUAAUAAACAAAGUACUGAUGUGGCAUAUUUUGAGAAAUCUUCAAUAUCGAAAGAAGAAAAUGUCUGGAAAUAUAAAAACUUAUUGUUAGCAAAUCAUAAUUAUAUCCCCAAACCAAAGAAAAAAAAAGGGCGCCCUUGUAAAAAGUCUAAAACCUACUUUUCUGGCAGAGAGAAAGACCUGGAUGUUCAGAAUAGAGAGAAACAUUCUGAAAAAAAUCGAAAAACUAGUAGACUGAACAUUUCUCUUAAAAGGGAACAACAAAAAAACUAUCUGAAUAGAGUUGCGUUUAUACGUACUGCCCAAGAAAGCAUUUGUCUGACAAAACUAGACACAACACCUGCCAAACCCAUAUGGCAUAUAAAAUCUAAUAAAGUUCCAGAGCCCAGCCAGGACUGGAAAACUGAUAGCUCACCUUCAGAGGAUAAACUACACAGACCACAAAUGCUUGAGUUUAAAUUGUGUCCAGAGAUACUGUUCAGAAAUACAGCCACUGAUGGAGAGAGUUUGGAUAUUGCACACUCCUCGGAAAGAGACACAUCCCUUGUGGCAGGGGUCAAAAGCAAAAAGGAAGAUUGGUUAAAUUAUAUCCCAAUGAAGCAAAGAAAAACUGAAGGAACAGCUCAAGUUGAUGAUGAUAUUCCACUUGAUGCAGCAAUACAAAUCCUGGAAGGAAAUGAGGCUCUCCAUGUUCCAGUCAAAGACUCGAAAACGAUGUUUCAGACCUACAGAAAAAUGUAUCUGGCAAAAAGAAGCAGAAGCCUUGAUAGUAGCUGUUCAAAAUAGGUCGUCUUCAGUCAUAAAACAGCAAAAAUGCAUUUGUGCGAACUAAAUUUGUGUGUUGCUGAUCUUCAGUAUACAUUCGUUUUUUGUUUAAGCAAAUAAGAUCUUAACGCUGAAAAUGUCAGUGUUAAAAAUGUUAACCCUUAUCAAAUGUAUUUGAUAUUUUUUUCUUUUUCGAACUACAGGCUUUAAUUGAAGCUAGCAAAAUUUCAAGAGCAUUUAAACCAUCCAGAUUGUUUUAUCAAUAGAUCAACUGCUUUACUUUCUGGUUCUGGAAAAUCUCUUCCCCUCAGAGACUUUCCAUUGCUGGCAAUGGAAAUAUGACCAGUGCAAAGGGAUCAGUGGUAGAUUCCUAAGCGUUACAUAAUAUCUUCUAAUUAGUUCUGUUUUUAACAAGGCUUUCUUAUUUGAGGGUGGGGGGUGGGGGGAGUGAGAAGUUAAUAUUUUUUUACGUGGCAGACAGGACAGUGCAACAAAGCAACUGAACCUGAGCCUACUGAUCGAGGGAUACCAUGAAGUAUUUAUGCUGCUACCCAGUUUUACUAAACUGAACUUUAUAAAACUUGUUAGAAAUUAAGGGCUUGUCUACAAUACAACUUGAGUCAAUGUAAAUUAUAUCACUCAGGGAUGUGAAAAAGCCACCCCCUAAGUGACGCAAGUUACAUCGACCUAAACCCUGUCCAGGCUAGCGCUGUGUCAGCGGGAGAUGUUCUCCUGACAACAUAUUUUCCACCUCUUGCUGAGGUGGCGUAAUUAUGCUGAUGGGAGAACACUUUCACCAGAAUGUAGCGCAGUAGUGUAGAUUAGCCCUUAAUCAGUAAUUCCUUAUCUUAACAUUGUACUGCAAGUUGAUGACCAGUUGAUGCUUUUCAUCCUGAAUUUAGGGUAAUUUUUUCCUACUUUCUUCAUAUUUGAAAGAAAAGGAACAGUAGUUGAAUUCUAGGAAGUUUGAAUUCAUGUUGUCUAAGCUAUUACAGUCACUGGUUAAAGUGAAUAAAGCGGAUUUCUAUGUUUCUAAGCUACAUUAGCUAAUGUUUAAAACUACACACACUGUAAUAUGGAUUAUAUUGAUUAUUGUUGGUCGUUUGUUCCUUUUGCUCAGUGUUCAGAAUUUUGAAUUUAAUUGUAUUUUUUCAGAACUUUUGGCAUUUAAUUUUUUACAGGUUUAUACUGAAAAUAUAGCCAGUGUGGAUAAUUAACUGAACCACUUUCAUAUAUUAAAUAAACUUAUUUUGAGCAUUACA
Messenger RNA from Chelonoidis abingdonii (Abingdon island giant tortoise), 5784 nucleotides. RefSeq names its product retroelement silencing factor 1 (gene RESF1). NCBI's taxonomy places the organism in Eukaryota, Metazoa, Chordata, Testudines, Testudinidae. Gene Ontology annotation, molecular function: histone methyltransferase binding. The record is from RefSeq and is a predicted model, not a curated record. Gene Ontology annotation, cellular component: nucleus.